Molecule: messenger RNA, 37942 nt
Organism: Porites lobata
Lineage: Eukaryota; Metazoa; Cnidaria; Anthozoa; Scleractinia; Poritidae
Source: the annotation of a GenBank genome assembly
UGAUCAGAAAUCUGCGGAAAUGUGUGCCCAACGAGUUGGAAUUUUGCUGGUUAUGUUACAGUUAGCGAUUUUUCCAGGUGGGUAAAGUUAACCUUUUUAUUCUUCCGUUUAUGCGCUUUUAUCUUUUUAUUGAGUUUCGUACAGGUUAAAUCACAGUGUAGUUGGGCUAUUUAACGUUGUUUUGGGUCCUAUGUUUUCGUCUAAAGACUGCGCGUCCAGUUGGCGUCAGUAGGACAAUACCUCAAACAUGUAUCCAUUCACCAUUUUGCCCGCUUACGAUUUUUUUCAUAAAAUAGUUAGAACUUACGAAGUGGAGCCGGAUCCAGACUUAAUCAUUUCACUCAUUUUACCGACUAAAGUCAAUAGACGGAUCAAGAGAGGAUACGGGUUGUAAGAGGAAUUUAUCGAAAAAUAUUUUCCUUGGACUAGUAAAAAAAAUGAUCAGAGUAAAUAUAAACUUAUAUUUUUUUAACGCAUUCGGAGGUCUUAAAGAAUAAUGAGUUCAGUAGAGUUCAUUGUGUAUGUCAGAGGUUGUUAGAAUUGACCGAGUACGUUAAGCAUGGCUUACUCGAUUAGUUCUGUUCACACUAGCAUUUGUACUUUAAUAUGAUAUGCUAUUAUGCUCUCGAUAUGAACCAGUGCAACUGCCAGUCACAAUCAUGAUCAAAACGACGUGCAAGCUACAGUGUGUAAAGUGCUUUAUUCGUCCCGACAAAAUCUGCACUCUCACGACUCAGUACGGUUUUGGUCCUUCGUUAACGGCCAUAUCAUUCACUGAAUAUUUUAAAAUCAUCAAUUUUCUCCUGAACCGUUCUUGUCGGACUAGUCGAACUAAUCCUGCGCCAGGCGGGUGUCUGAUCGUUUCGCUGCAUAAACAUUAGCCAACCUUUAGCCGUCUCGCUUGAUAAUAAAGUAAUUUCGCUAUGAAACCCUUGUCGUUUUGUUGCGUCAGGAAUCGGAUUCCCUUUAUAAUAAAGUCGAGUCGCUUCAUACUUGAUAUUGUUUGUUUCGAUGACAUUUUAUCUGAGCCCACUCUGUUUUCUUUGGAAAAGUAACAGUAACAGUGAUCUCUACAAACCCAGACUCACUUUGCUUCCCUAUUUUCCUGGCGGGUUUGUAGCGGAUUGAUCUGUAGCGAAUACACAAACUUUAUUUAUUAGAAAACUUUAGCUCUUGUAUACGAAAUCCUCAAAACAAUCUUAAGAAACAAAACUACGCGGUAUUAUAUCCCGUGGGAAGAAUACCAUUUCCUGAUACAAGUUGCUGCGAUCGGACGAAUAAUUUAUCUGUUUAAGCUCAGAUCAUAGCAAGAUAGCAUGAGUCGCGUUGCGCAAAAACCGCAGGUUAAUUACCAUAUAAUUACUAUAUAUGUACUUCUGAAAAUGCUCAAAUCCUGCGCGUGAUUUCAUUUUCGUUGAAUGAAUCGGAUUGGUCUAUCCUUACUUUGUAAAUAGUGCACGUUAAUCUUGAGAUGUUUUUGACAAGACUGAAAUAGAUAACCCGUGCCGGAGAUGCUUAUGCAGUGCUCAUUUAUUUGCUUAUCUUAAGAGCGACUUUCUGUAAAUACCACGGAUAGGUGUGCAAGAUGGAAAAAUCGAAAUCCCCCAAACUUUGUCACAACAAAGCCCUUUGGAAACUAUUUUAGAAAAUACAAGACUCAGUUCGUUUGACUCAAUAUUUUCCAAAAUAAUAAUUUUUUUUAAUUUUCACCUUCGAGAGGCCUUCAAACCACCGAAAAAUGUGCUUGAUACCCUCGCUUCGUGAAUGGAAACGGAAACUAAUACCAUAACUUUUCUUACAUUAAACAAUGUUAUGAUCCUUCCUUUCUACCUAAACGUUGUUACAAUUUCAAAAGAUUUCAAUCUGAUUUUUUAAUAUUUUUUCAAAAUUACCUUCUAAAUCAGCAUUAUCGCGACCAUCAAUUUUGCCAUUUUUCAACGGCGAAAAUCCCUUCCUGGUACAUGGCUUUCAUUAGAAAAAUGGUAUUCCAGAGAAAGAGCAAUGUUUCCCCUAUCAAUCUGUGAAAUAAAAUUCUGGGGCAAUUGAAAUUGCGAGUUUUUACAACGGAAAACAUUUACGGGACUCGCGUGAUUUACGACCUCUGAACUUGCAGUUGUCGUGAUGAAUACAAGCGAGAACCUAGACAGCACUUGAAACCCUGACGCAAAUUAGCCCCUUUUCCGCCAGUUUAAACACCAAAAACGAUUUUAGAUUUCACAGUGGUAAAUUUUCAAAAGGAAAAGCAAUUUUAUUGUGCGAAAGUGUGCUAUGAACUUCUUGACUACAAACACUUCCCUUCCGUGCGUAUUUGUUUACUUUUGCCGUACACAUAUGUACAAAAUGGCUAAUAGUGUCGGUAGCUAUUCUUUGAAAUGCUCUCAUUUCUCAUGAACCAAAUCGUUAUAGCUAUAAAAAAAGGAAAACAUUUUGACCUACCUCACAUUAUUUGACAACAGACCCGAAUCCUUUACUGCCUUUAGCGAAACGAGAUUGCGUGACAAAGAACUUUGAGACCCAGGUUAUACCGCGCAGACAGAUAUUAUUCCGAAAAAGAAACUCACGCGGCACCUUCUGUAGCUAUAAAAGCGAAACAUGUAAACAAUCAAAAUCCUUAGUUUCGUUGACUUAUCUGCCAGAGCGACCCUGCAAACGUAACACUAAAAAAAUAUUUUUUCGUCAAAAGACUAUAUAGGGGUGCGCCCUUAUACAGUGGAACCGCGAUAUAAAGAACCUACGAAUGAUUUUCUUUACCUCGAUAAUAGUAAAAUAUGCCGUAAAACCUAUAUUAAAGCCCCCUGUCAAAUAACCCCCCUCCCUCUGAUUAGCCCCCCCCCCCCUUCUAUCAAGCACCCGCUUCCCACCCGUAAUUAUUCUUCACUAAUAAAUGAAAGACUGUAUUAAUCAAUCACGACCGUAAAGGCUUCGUGUUGACUGAUCCGGGAUUGUUUAUUUACCAACGGGAAGUUCGCAUUUGAUAAUGAUUUUCGACUGCGUGACCUAAAACUUCCGGUACUUGAGAUUUUCCACUUUGUAGGCUUUAUGGAGAAGCGAUACCAUCUUAGUUUCUAAAUUUUAAAAACAUAUUAAGCCCCCCGUUUCUAUUAAGCCCCUCCCCCUCAAAUGAGCUUGAAAUAAUAAGCCCCCCGGGGGAGCUUAAUAGAGGAUUUACGGUAUGAAAAAAAACCUCGAUAUAACGAAACCUCGUUAUAGCGAGCAAAUUUCAGGGGCACUCAACGACUCUUUUCUGUAAAAUAUAUCAUGGGAGAAGUAGAUAUUGCCUAGAAUUUUCUAUAGCUUGAGGACGCCUAAAAAUUUCUAGACGACCGUUCCGUUCCUGUUCAAUUUUCGAAGGUUAUCUUAUAAAUUCCCUACGAUUUUCUGAAGUUUAAUUUUUCAAAUUUUGCAUCCCAGGUUAGGCUAAUUUUUCAUAGAAAAGAGGAAGCCUAAAAUGGUCGGAUUCAAACAUGUGAUUGAGAGAGGAAUCAGAAAAAUUCUCACUUUCGUGAUACGUUAAAUUGCAUCUAAAAUUUUUGGGAAAAUAAUACUGAAGCCCUUGUAAUUUCAAAAAUGCUCAAUGCAAGUUUACAAGCCGCUUAGAAUACAUUUCUAGAGAUCUAAAAGUACUCUGGGUGCACCAUUGAAAAAUGUUUUCAAUGAAUUUAGAAGGAAACCGUCGUUGGGUGGCUCAGAAAUUUUUUUCGGCCCUUGGCCCUUCGUUAAAUCGAGGUUCCACCGUAGUCUUUUGUUUUCAUCACGCUCGUUUUAAAAUACGAUUAUGAAUUUCUUACUUGUAUUCUUAGGAAAAAGCGCUAAGUCGUAGUCUAAAAUGUCAUCCGUCCCUUCCCUCCACCCCCUAAGGGGCCACAGCAGGUUUCGGGGUGGGGCGAAGGCACGCAAAACAUUUCAGACUAGACAUGGCGGGGCUAAAAAACCUGCAUAACCUUAUAGCACCUCUUGUGUUUAAAUUUUCGGUAGUUCUGGCAAACUCGAACAAGUUUUGCAUUUCUGAGGAACGUUUUGCCAAAAUAUAGGUUAUGGCACAUGUCAAGCCAGAAAAAGUGAGCAGUUUGACAGAAAAUGUCAAGUACGACUGAACAACGCCCGUAAAAGCGCCCCUAAUGACUCGGGCGGGAGGGGGAGGCAGGGUGGGGAGGGGAAACUCCGAAAUUGAGCAAAGAGGACCUAGCUCUAAGCACACCGCCUGCUUUUUAGUUGUCCGUUUCCCUUGGCAAUAAAUUUUAACCACAGUGUCGAGCAACUCUUUAAAGGAGAUUGCAAGCCCUUAUAUUUGGGCCCGUCAGGAACGCUCAGCGGUGAAACCAAAGAUCGCGCCCUCAAAAAUCUUAUUUUAACUUACUGAAAGCUGUUUUUUCUUGACCUGUUUAACUUAUCGUUAGGAAAGAAGAAAAGGAAUCUCAUAGAUAGCGUAUGUAUAAAACUAUCAAGAAAUCACGAAAUUCUGGGUUUUCUAAGAGAACAAAUACUUUCGAAAAAUUUAGGAGAAAGUCCGUGGACUGGAAAUAACUCGCUAUCAAUUAUCCCGAAGAUAUCCGAAAAUCUCACUUUUCAAGCCCACGUUAAUUCGCUUCAUUUUUGAAGGGAGCCAACAUUAGCCGCGCCACUGUUAUUUUUUUGCGCCUGGGUAUCUCACGUUAUGCUUACGCGUAUCCGCAAGUGUGUCUUACAUCCUACGCUUACGUAAAGGUUAUAUACCUGAAACGAUGGGGUAUGUGAUAUAUUCACCUGGUACCGCCCCGAGGGCUACGUGUGUAAGACUGUUCCUUUUCAGAUUUUCAAUAGCAAUGCAAAAAACAAUAGCUUUUAGUUAGUGCGAACGGCCUUUCCUUCUCUUUUAUUUUCGUUUCCUUUUUUUCUCAAAAAACGCAGUUUUUUUUUCAAGGUGCGAGGGGCGCGAUCAUUGGUUUCACCGCUCCAGCGUUCCAGACGGACGCAACUAUACGGCUUGCAAUCUUCUUUAAAGAGUUGCUCAAAAAUAUGAGCGAAAUUUAUCUCCAAGGCAGACUCACAGCUAAAGCGCAGACGGUAUGGUUAGACCUAGGUCCCCUUCGCUCCAUUUCAAAAUUCCCCCCCCCCCUGCCAGAAUCAUUAGGGGCGCUUAUACGGGCGCGGUUCAGUCGUACUUGACAUUUUCUAUCAAACUGCUCACUUUUUUCUGGCUUGACAUAAGCCUAUAUUUUUCCCAAACGUUGCUCAGAAAUGCAAAACUUGCUCGAGGUUCCCAGAACUACUGAAAGCUUUGCUUUUAACACCAGAGGUGCCCUAAAAUUAUGCAGGUUUUCUAGCCCCGCUAUGUCCAGUUUGAAAUGUUCUGCGUUUCUUCGCCCCACCCCGAAACGGGCUGCCGCCACUUAGGGGGUGGAGGGAAGGACGGAUGGCAUUUAAGACUAGGAAUUAGCAGUUUUUUCCCCUAAAUGUCAUUUUUCUAAGGAUACAAGUAAGGAAUUCAUAAUCGUAUUUCAAAAUGUGUAAGCAGGCGUUUAUGGAAAGUAACAGAAUAUAUAAGUGCCAACCACUUCAUAGUCUGUUGUGGAAAAUAUGUUUUUCAGUCUUACGUUUUCAUAAUCGCUCUAGCGGAUAAGUCAGUGAAACUAAGGAUUUUGAUAAUUUACAUGUUUUGCUUUUAUAGUUACAGAAGGCACCGCGUGAGUGUCUUUUUCGGAAUGGUAUCUGUCUUCAACGGACCGUCUUCAACCUGGGUCUUAAAGUCCUUUGUCACGCAAUCUCAUUUCGUUAAAGGCAGUAAAGGAUUCGGUUCUGUUGUCAAAUAAUCUGAGGUAGGUCAAAACGUUUUCCUUUUUUAUAGCUAUAACGAUUUGGUUCAUGAGAAAUGAGAGCAUUUUAAAGAAUAGCUACCGACACUAAAGCCGUUUUGUAGAUAUAUGAUAACUGUUACAGAUACGGUAAAAGUAAACAAAUACGCACGUAAGGGAUGUGUUGUAGUCAAGAAGUUCAUAGCACACUUUCGCACAAUAAAAUUGCUUUUCCUUUUGAAAAUUUACCACUGUGAAAUCUAAAAUCGUUUUUGGUGUUUAAAUGGACGGAAAAGGGGCUAAUUUGCGCCAGAGUUUCAAGUGCUGUCUAAGUUCUCCGCUUGUAUUCAUCAAUACAACUGCAAGUUCAGAGGUCGUAAAUCACGCGAGUACCGUAAAUGUUUUCCGUUGUAAAAACUCGCAGUUUCAAUUGCCCCAGAAUUUUAUUUCACAGAUUGAUAGGGGAAACAUUGCUCUUUCUCUGGAAUACCAUUUUUCUAAUGAAAGCCAUGUACCAGAAAGGGAUUUUCGCCGUUGAAAAAUGGCAAAAUUGAUGAUUGCGAUAAUGCUGAUUUAGAAGGUAAUUUUGAAAAAAUAUUAAAAAAUCAGAUUGAAAUCUUUUGAAAUUGUAACAACGUUUAGGUAGAAAGGAAGGAUCAUAACAUUGUUUAAUGUAAGAAAAGUUAUGGUAUUAGUUUCCGUUUCCAUUCACGAAGCGAGGGUAUCAAGCACAUUUUUCGGUGGUUUGAAGGCCUCUCGAAGGUGAAAAUUAAAAAAAAUUAUUAUUUUGGAAAAUAUUGAGUCAAACGAACUGAGUCUUGUAUUUUCUAAAAUAGUUUCCAAAGGGCUUUGUUGGGACAAAGUUUGGGGGAUUUCGAUUUUUCCAUCUUGCACACCUAUCCGUGGUAUUUACAGAAAGUCGCUCUUAACUUCUUCUAUAUUUACUUGGCAAAGGUUGCCCAUCGCGCCAAGGGAAAUCAAAAAUACUACUUCUACUUCUUCUAUAUUUAUAAUUUCUAGUUUCUUUUUAGGAGUUUAUUUCUUUUCGCUUUUCCUUUCAGCUACUAUUAGUGUUGCAUUCACUCUUCAACGUUACAACUGUCCCAAAAGCUACACAUUCACAAACGCGCGCCUUGAGGGAGGACUUAAGGCCGGUCACUUUAGGAGACUCGGUCCUCCAGAUGACACCGAGCUAUGCGUCCAGCGGUGUUGCGAUCAAAGAUCAUGUGACCUAGUUGCAUGGGUGGGUGAACACUGUUACUCAGUCUCCUGUGUGAGCCGUGAGAUGUGCAAACCUGUGCGGUUACCAAGCUAUGAGAAAGGCAUGAGGCUGUUAUACAUUGCAUCAAGGGAUGAUGCAGAAGAUGAAGGUACAGUUUUAACUGGUUUUAUUUUGAAUAUUUCGAGCUUUAAGGACGGGUCGUUAGAAUUAUUCAUCAUUUUAAGCAUAUUGAAUCUACAAUCGGCAGAAAGCCCGUCAAGAAUUGCUUAUGUGUCGUUUUUAGUCUUUGUGACCUGGUUACAUCAUGUAUUACUUGAAAAUUGUUAUGAUUCCUAACAGCCGAUAUUUUUUCGAAAUUUUCGAUGUACUUUUGUGAGAGAAUGUUAAAAAUGGACCAAAAUUAUUGAAAGAGGGGCGCUAAAAUGUUCAAAUAGUAAUAAAAAGGGGAACAUUGGUAAUUUAGUACUUUAAUCUCGUUAAAAUUUGGAUUAACUAUUGGUAAUGUUGUAAAUUGAAUUUUGUUAGAUUUUCGAAAAACAUGCGUGUUUAAAGUGGUUUAAUAUACCAUGGAAUAGUUACUUAAGUUACAAAAUGUUUCCAGACGAAAUUUGGAAAAAAGUUACUAAUUUACGUGGCUAUUACUUAAAGGGAUUUCAAGUAAUAUAAACGUUCAAAGUCAGACAGGCAGAUUCCUCCCUCUACCCCCUCCCGGUCUGGAUGGUGAAGAGUGUCCACAAUUAGUACACCAUGAUGUUUAUUAUCAAGUUAGGGUUUUAAACCGACUUGCUACUGAGGUUGAUAACGAUCAAAGUAAUGUUCAGCCUUAUUGUUCUCUUGGAUUGAAAUAAUUUUCUUUGCAUACAAAUCAUGUGCUUUUGUCUGUAUUUAGUCGAACCCAGCCGAAGGGAAGUAAAUGAUGUUCUCCGUUUGACGAGCCCCGACGAAGUAACUCAAGAGCCUGCGCGCUCAGAAUCCAGCAAUCGCAUCACAAGAAUAAUACGCUCGCUUGAAGAAAUGGAAGAUGAAAGAAGCUCUGGUUUGACAAAACGAGCUCCUUCCGCUCACGAAAAAGAAAUUGUAUUUAGCGGAGAUUAUUACGAGCACAACUCGGAAACAAUGCAGUUCAGAAUGGACGGGACUUCUGGCGAGGACGAAGGAGACUGGGAAGGAGGGUUAGUUGGCGAAUCAGGAGAUGAGGAUGAUGACGCAGCUGAUGACAUCAUUCAAAGCCACUCCCACGGAGUGACUGCAGUAAAGAGAACAGAGAUGGCAACUGUGGUUGAUCCUCGCACAAUAGAGGAUAUUGAAACAUUUCAUGAAGAAAAUAGUUCAGGAGAAUCUGACAAAAGAGUAGAAGGCGGCCCUGGUUUUUUAGGUGGCUCAGGAACUAGCAGCUCAGCAGGGGUAUCGCUAAAGGAUGAUAUAGAUCAGAGUUCAAGCGGAUCUGGGCUUCUAAUUAACAAGACAAUCAUGCACGAGGUACAGCGAAACUUACAUAAAGUGUGGCGCUACGCCUCUGCUUCUAAAAACCUUGACAUGGUGGCUAAAGGCCCAAAAGGAAAAGAAGAGGAGAAAACAUUACAAGAAAUUUACAACUUGUUAAUAAAACAUGAGUCGCGUUCAACUUCCUCGGCAUUUGAAGGACCGAAGAACCCUAAGGAAGCCGAGUCUAGUGAAAUCGAUGAACUCAGCGAAAUAAGGAUGGAUUUUUCAGGAGAAAGCGGGAAUUUGUCAGAUGAAAAAUAUGAUACGGGAUCUAACGGCUCAGGUGAAAAAAAUCACGAGAAUGUAGUACAGGAAUCUGAGGUGGGAGCUUUCUCAGGGGAGGGGACUGGAAAUGAGGGGAGUGGGUUGGAUUUCUCCGGGGAAAGUAGCAGUGGAGCAGGAGUUGUCAACAAGAAACUUUUGAAGGAAGUUGAACAUAACUUGCAUAAAGUGUGGCGGUACGCUUCGCCUAAAAAGGACUUGGAUAUGGUAGCCAAAGGACCAAAGGGAAAAGAAGAGGAGCAAAAGGUCAAAAAAAUUUAUAACAUUGUCACUAAACACGAAUCUGGUUCGGCGUUCAUUGAUUAUGAAUUGCAACAAAAGCAAAAAUCUGUAAAUGAUAGCCCAAACAAUCAAAAGGACAGCCAUCGUCGUAAAAGUCGAAAAAGCAGAGUAAAAAUAGGUAAAACAGGGUACAAUAUCACCGAAGCGAAAUUGUACAGGCUUCAAAAAAACAGGAAGAACAAGUACAACAAGAAUCUAAAACGUCUGCAACCCUGGGGACUUGGAAUGGGGAAGCAAGCUUCGGUUAAGAAUAAUAAAGGAAAGUAUACAAAACAGAUGGGAAGGAAUGAAGGGGACAAAAAAAAUACUAAGCUUGCUAUUCUUGGACAAGAGAUGAAAGAAUUAGCUCCGAGUAGUGAAAACCAGGGGAACACGAAUAAUAAAGAAAACAGUAAAGGAAAAAUGACUAAAGAUGAAACAGCACCAAAAGGCGUGUUCAAGUUACAAUCAGAGUUAGACGAAGAAACGCACGAUAAGUCAAACAAAUCUAAAGGUCAUAGCGUGUUACUAGAUAAAAAUAAAUCAUCGGACAAAACGUUUCAGAUCGGAAGAAAGGUAGAGGAGUUGAUCCUGAACAGAAUUGCAGAACUUGAGGCUCAAAGAAUAAGUAAGAAAGUAAAAGAUAAGCAGCAUCAUUUGAAGGACAUUCAGGAAGAAACGGAUAGGGAAGAGAACUUGAAGAAAGAGGCUCAGAAAGGUAAAUGUAACUCUCACAUUUUUUGCCUCAAAAAAGAUUUCUUUUGAGCCGAAUUUCUUAAUAUUUUUUACUAAUACAACAGAAAUCGAGUGCGAGUACAACCUUUGAAUUUCAGGCCAGUUAUAUCGCCAGAACUUUCAUUCUUUUACGUCGAUGACUAGCGCAUAAGGAGACAAAAGAGAUAAGGUUGGUGUGACGAGUGAUUAUCGGACAUAAACAAAUUAGUUUGAAAGAGAGUUACAGCGUUGACGGCUCACACGUGUGUUGCAUUUGCUCACACAGCAAAAGAGUGCCUUUUCCCCAAACCCCAUGUGCAUCGCACAAUAGUUAUUUUGGCCUCAAUGUAAUUUAAUGUAAUUGCGUUUGAAACGUUUUCUUCUUUUUUAGCUAAACCGCAACUCAAAGACGACAAGCUUGUAACAGAACUGGAGAAAUUAAAAUUCUUGAACGGACCUUCCACCGUUUAUAACAAGAGUAGAUUUGUGUACCUCAAACAGUGUGGACUGUAUGUAGAGGAAUACAACGUAUCCAAGGUAAGGGAUUUGUUUCACUCAAAGCGACGGUGAAGCACAUCAAUUACUGACCACGCUUGUUCGGUCAAUAUAUAUAGGGCUGGAUGUUAGGCAAGUUGUUCUUGCCUUUUUAUGGACCAAGACAAAGUCCAUCCAGGUCGAUAAAAACGAAAGCGCAAAAAAGACGGCGGCCAGUAUCUAGCCAUCUUAAGCGAACAAGCUUGGUCAACAAAGGAUUUAUCAGGGAAAUUCCUAGAGGGCAAGAUGGGCUCAUCUUUCCUGCUUGGGUAGCCAAUCAGAACACAGGCCUAGGGUUCCGGUGCUUCAUCUUUCCUGCUCGCGUUACCAGCCAUAUAAUCUAUAACAGUUUUUAAUUUACUAUUCAGUCGGACCAUAUUAAUACGACAGCAUUUUUCGUGUCAGUCUAAGGAAGUCCUAUUUACCGAUUUUGAUUUAAUUACUUGACACUUCUAUCCAAAGAGAUAACUAAGUGAUGAAUAAUUAAGUCAAAAAGCAAAACCGUUAAUUGUAUAUUGUCCUGUUUCCUUUCAGACCCGAGCUUCUUGGAACAACGAUUUAUUCUCGCCUUAUUCAUAUCUUUACGAGAUGCCUGAGAAUUACCACACUUGCAAUUCCUCUCUAAGGAUGAACAGCACUGAUCUACGAGGAGAUGUAUUUUUGAGCUUCCAGGUCAUGUCUAUAAAAGGAAGUACCAUGAUCAACAAUGCUAACAUCUGUGAGAAGUACUGUUGCCAAGAGCCCCGCUGCCAGGCCUGGACACUAAGAUUGCAACAGGCAGACACCGCUAACUGUCCCAAAGGUAAGUAAUGCUUUCUACAUGUCAAUGGAAAAUGUCAGAAUGCAAUAAGAUUAACCCAGAAACAUCUGGGAACUCUCAAGAGCACGAGCUGAACAAGUGUUAUCAGAAAUAAAAACUAAGCGACGACUCCAUGAUAGGAAGACUGAACACUUCAAGGCCCUAAUUAAAAAUGACCACUCGUCAGCUGUUGCUGACCUGAUGUCAAUGCCACCGGACAUGACAUUAAAGAUGGGUUAGUUUUCAAGAUCGCAAGAACGAAAUUACAAAUGACAAAUGGCGAGACGCUCUUACCAUCACACCACCUUUACUCAUCUCCUCCGUGCGUACAUGCUCUUGGUGAUUAAACCUUUGAUGAUGUGUCUUGUAGUAUCGGAACAGUUCCAUCAAUCUUUUCAAAUGUCAUACAUUGCAUUCAAAGAAGCAGCAACUUUAUUGUUAACUGGUGACUUUGAAAACUCCUUGCGUGACGGGAACAUCUUUGUGUGGAGCCUAUUUAUUUGGUAGAGAGCUUUAAACCACCUUAAACGUUUUUAUUUUUACUUGGACUUGUUGAUUGGUUAUUUCUUCGUUUUGCUAAUGACUGUUAUGAUGAUCGCUCAAAAUGGUUCUUUCAAUUCAUCAUUGCUACAGGAUCGUAUUGCUGCUGGCUUAAAAGCGCAGUACCAACACCCCUCCGUGAGUCAGAACAUUGUACAUCCGGGAUAGUGCAUCGGGAGAGCACCAAACAUCCGCCGUCCGGUAUGCGAUCCGCGGUGCCUCUAGGAGGACUGGGCACUGGUUCUUUUGAGCUUCGCGCAGAUGGGACUAUUCAUGAAUGGACCAUAGAGAACCAGUCUCCCGGUGGCUCAGCAAAGCUUAACAAAGGGGCACUGAACUUGGCUGUAUUUGGCGUAAGAGUAGCGGAUGGCGAGAAGAGUAAGGCUUCGCUUCUGAGGAUCCACGCUCCACAUGGGUACCCUGGUGUGGAAAGUUUGUCAUACUCAGGGUCGUACCCGGUCAGCAAACUGACUCCAGGUAAUUGACUUUUAUACAUGGCUAGAGACCUUUAGGCUUAUCAGGGGAUUCUGGGUAAUCCCAUUGGGUGGUUACACGAAUAUGCGGAAAAGUCGUUAAAUUAAAGCCCUUCAAUUCAGCUUCUUUCUUAGACUUUAACUAGUCUAAGAUUUUAUCUGAUUUAAUCGCGUUCAUCAGACGACGUCAUAGUUGCCGUCGAAGUCUGAGCAUUUACCGUUACAGCGAAUCGGCGUCAAAAUGGCCGCUAGCGGAGAAGAUAUAAGGUGAAAACAUAGUACAUAACAAUUGUCCCGUACCUGAUUGUCUAUUAUUAAUCUGUUUUUCUAAAUAUUCUAAACUGCCAUAUAAUUCUUUAUCUGUACCCUCUGAUUACACUUACUGCAUCCUGUGCCAGUAAAGAAAUAAGCUGCGCCAAACUAGUAUAGAUAUUGCAUGUUACAAAGCUAAGUACAGUGUAGUGGCGUUUUUGUUAAUUAAGCCUAGCUGCAGUGGUGCACAGCAUUUUUUGAUCUCGUAUGUUCUUUCCACGACCAAUCAGCAAAUUAGUUCAUAGUUAAGUCUCAGUGGAUUAGAUGCUGGAGAUGAAUUUCUAUUGUGCUAUCCCGUGUUGGCGUUUAUUUACUGAUUUCCUACAGAACUGAAAUGAAAAAUGCGUUGAAAAAACUUGACAUAAUGAAAGGGAAACGGUCGCCUGUUCUGAGUACAAUAAAAAGAAAAAGUCUAAAAAUAAAUUGUGGAGUAAGAACCUCCAGGCUGAAAAUUUGAUCACGAAUUCUCUAUUGUACUAAAAAAACUGUUAUAUGAUAUCAGUCUGCUGCCGAACGCCAGUUGUUCACAGUAUUGGAUAUGUUGUAUGUACAGUAAUGACUUUCUUAGCCUUGUUAACUGCAAGAAAGCACAAAGAUUAUAGAAGGCGUAAAACCUAGAAAAAGAAUGUUCAUAAAUACUCCAUAAACUCAUGUUAACGGCUACAUAUAGCUAGGUUAAUGGCUAGAAAGAUGAAAAGCACUGGAUCAUAAGUUAUUUAAAUUCAUUUCACCGUACAGUAGCUUUAUAUUGUUAAGUAAGUUAAUUGUAGAAUGACUGAGCGAGUAUUUUUUUGAGGGAAAAGUGCUUUCCGUAGCAGUUUUGGCAAAAAUCACUUUAAUUUUCGUUUUGCUUACAUAAUACUGCUUUGAUUAGUCGUGCCACUUCAUUUCGAAUGUCUUUCAUUCUCCAUAAAUAAAGAACAGGAUUCAACGAGGACGACAUAAAUGCCAGCAAAAAUGAGAAGUUUAAUAGUGGCACCGUCUCUUUCUCAUAGUUUAGAACUGGGAUUAAUCCAAAACUAAUGGCUAUGGGCAGGUAGCAAAUAAGGAAUAUCGCUAGGAUGUAGAGAAUGGUGAAGACAGAUUUCUUGUACUUGACCAUGUGCAUUGCUGGUUGAGCAGCAUUUUGGGACAAUUCGCUCAAGUAGAUUUGUUGCUGAUGUGCGCGAAUUAUUUGGAAAACUUUGAAGUAAGCAAGUGAGGUUAUAAAAAGGCAAAAUAUCAACGAUAAAGAAUUUGCAACAUUUACUGCAAUAUUAAAUGGAAUAAGUACGCGGCACACUGCAAACGGAAAAGGUAAAGGCAAUAACAUGGCAAUCGCGAUAUAUGUACGACGCACUGUGACUAGGGAUCGACGAGACAUGUGUAGCCAUCGUUCAACUGACAUGAUUGUUAUUAUUAACAUUGUGAGGGUACCAAAGUAGGAGCCAAUACCAUUGCCCACCAUUCCUAAUGCUAAAUACGUUCGAGGCGAGGAACUUCCAUUGAAUGUAUUGAAAUCUUUCCCCACUUUUCCAAAUGCAUUUGCGUCUGUUACGUAAAGGGGCUGACUGAUAAGUCCCGUUCCAAAGUCAGUGAAAGCCAAUGCAGCCAGGAGAAUAUACGAGGGUUUUCUGAGAGACGAAUUCUUCAAAAAAUGAUUGAAAUUGAUUGAUUCCCAAAAUGAUUGAAAUGCAAAGCAAGAAUGGGCGAUAGUGUUCGGUCAUUGUAGCAAAGGUGCAGAUACUCCGCUAUAUUUUUCCCACUAUGUUGUAACCAAUUCCCUCAAUGCCGUCAAACAACAAAUAAAUGUAAACUUUGAUUCUACUGAAGGGUGCAGAAGUUGCUCUGCAUCUUGUCUUCUUGCAUCAGAAGAUGCCGGUGAUUUCGAAGUCAAUCAUAUUUUAACUUUGUCCUCUCUGUGCAAGCUUCUUUUUUUUCUGAUUUUUAGUAAUUCACUUAGUUUUUUAUCAACCAAUCUUGGUGUGAUGUAAAUUCUGUUUCAAGCAAACAACUCCCAACUUAAGAGAUGCUAUCCAAUGAUCUUCCAUCCUCAAUAUUGGAAACGUCAUUUAAUUUAAAUUUUGUUUUGACUAUUCGCUUACUUUUUAGGAGUGUUUUUUUAUAUUUGUUUUUGUGUUUUUGUUUCGUACUAUGAUCAAGUCGGAACGUCAGCAGAUAGUAAUUAAUUUAAACAGAAGCGAACUGUCACUCGGGUCGACCUUUAAAAAACGACAAUAAGCGACUUAAUAAAUUAUUAAGUUCUAAGGUAUUAGUAAAGGUUGCUGUAAGUUAUUGUACGUUACUUUCUUUUUUGCUUCAUCACCAGAGUGAUGUAAGAAAUCGAAAGAAGAGUCUAGAUUGUUUUUGAAGAAAAGCAUUGUUGAAGUUGUCCUCACGCUGUGUUAUUUUUUUCUCCGUUGGUUCUUUCUGCAAGGAACAAGGAAAUAUGUUCUUUCAUGGCGCCGUUGCAUUUAAUCUCAGUGGUCAAGGAAACAAUAGGUGACGUGCUGAUGAUAAACCUGUCGUUGAACAAACCGACCUGAGCUUGUUUUGAUCUUUAUUUGUUCUCUUCUUGUCGGUGAUUUAUUGGUUUUCAUAGACGCUGGAAGUUGAAGUAUUGAAACAACAAGACUUAAUCAAGACGAAUGGGGAGGCACUACUUGUUUACAUUCAGUCUGCAGCACUAUUGUGGAAAUAUUCUGUGUGAGGAAAAAUUCAUCGCUCAAAUGUUUCCAAUACCUUAAUUAACAAACGGCUAGAAGCAAAAAUGAUAAAAAUUGAAGUUACCCACAGGCCGUGCCGAGUUUUCAAUGUAGGUUUGUCAGUGAUGGUUGACCAUGAAUGAUGGAUUUAAAUAAAUAUUUGUUAUGAAUAUUUCCUAAGUCACUUUGCCUUUUUGGAAAGUGCAUAUGCUCCAUACAAGAUUUAUGCAAAAUGUACGGUUUUAAUUUAAUAUUCGUUGGGUGUACAAGAUAUUGCUCUAAGUAGUCGUACAACUUCAUUUCGGAUAUGUGCAUGUCAUUCUCCACAAAUAAAGGCCAGGAUUAAGCGAGGAAGAAAUAAAUAACAAAAUUACUGAGGCGUUGUAUAAUCGCACCGUUUCUUUUUUAUAUAAGAGAACUGGCAUUAAAACCGAGGAAAAAAUGGCCAUGGGCAAGAAGCAAAUAAUGAAUAUGGCAACAAUAUAGAGAAUGGUGAAGACAGAUUUUCUGUACUUGGCCAUGCGGAUUGCUGGUCGAGCAGCGUUUUGCGCGAAUUAUUCGAAAAACUUUAAAGUAAGCCACUGAGGUUAUAACAAGACAAAAAAAGCAAGAAGAAAGCACUUGUAAGAGCACGGCACACUGCUAGUGGAAUCGGUAAAGGUAAUAACACUCCAACAGCAAUGUAAGCUCGACGCACUGUAACCAGAGAUCGAUAAGAUAUGUGUAACCAUCGUUCAAUUGACAUGGUUGUUAUCGUUAAAACCGUGAGGAUAACAAAAUAGUUACCAAGGCCAUCAACCAUUUGUUUUAAUAUUGAAUACAUUCGAGGCCAGGUCGUCAUAUCGAUCAAUUUAAAAUCAUCUUCCUCAAUGUCGAAGUUAAACACAACGUAAAGGGGCUGAGUUAUAAUCCCAGUUCCAAAGUCAGUAAAAGCCAUUGUAGCCAAGAGUAAGUUAGUGGGUGUUCUGAGAUCAGAAAAUUAAGCGACAGAUCGGCUAUCAGUGAGAUAAUUCUUUAAAUUUUUUUUAAAAACAAAUAUAAAAGGAGAGCUAAUUAGUGAAAUAGGGAACGAAUUCCAGAUUUUAGGUCCUCGGUAAAGGAUACUGAAUUGCUUUAUAUUUGUUCUACAAAAAUGAGGUCUAUACUGAGAGGCUAGUCGGGUUUCGUAUUGAUGGACUUGAUUACUACUUAAGAACGAUUCACGAAAGCUACUAGGCAAAAGAUUAUGGUGAUAAGAAUACAUAAAAGUAGCGACAGAAAAUGAAUUAAUACUAAAUAUGUCAAGGACUUUAAGCUGGCUAAAUAAAGGGGCUGUAUUUGCUAGAUAGUGAGCUUUUGUUAUGAGCUGCACUAGACGCUUUUGCAAAAGGUAAAUACAGUUUAGGUUGGAACAGUAGGUGGAGGACCAAGCGACAUUACAGUAUGUUAAGAAAGGAUAUACGAGGGAGUAAUACACAUUUUAUUGUCCCUUGUUACCCGAUCAAGUAAUUGCUGAAAAGAUUCCAGGAAUUCAUGCAAAUUAGCAGAGAGGAGGACGAUAAACUGUACCGAUAAUAAAGUUUUUUUCCAUGUGGAUUUUCGAUUUCAACAAAAACAGAGUCAAAUAAGGCGGAGUUUGACGAGCACAAAUCAGACAUAAUGUUAAAGUUGAAAGUGUCGCGUAAAUAAAGGCCUGCGCCUCCACCAAGCCUACCCACUCUAUUCGAUGAGAUAAAACGAUAGCCAAUAAUGUUUACAUAAUCUUCGUUAAUAUCAAUUAGCCACGUUUCUGAGAUACCUAUAGCUGAAAACUCAUGCUGCGAAGAAUCUAAGAGUUGGGUAAAUUUGACAAAAUUUUUAAGUAAGCUACGAGCAUUUAAAUACAAAAGGGAAAAAUUGAUAGCAUCCUUCCUAUUACCAGUUAGGUCAUAUAGUUCUGGCUCGUUAUAGUAACUACCUUUAGAGUGUAAGAUUUAGAAAAUUACUAUCUGGAUCAAUGUCACUGGAUAUUACAGUAUUGCAAUUACUUAUCGGGUUAAAGUAUAGGCAUUCUAAUCUAUCAUUAUUAAAACGCACUGGGUCGUGAGCUAAGUUAUAAAGGGCAAGAUUUUAAAGACACAUCGUCAAGAUGAUUAAAAGGAAAUUCGCUCAUAUUAGCAAGGAAUUGACGAGUCAACUUAUCUGAGUUAAACUAGAUCGAGGGUCUGUCUUUGAUUAGCAAUUUAUCCAACAUAAAGUAGGCAAUCUUUCCGGCUUGCUUUGCUUGUUUUAGUUUUGGCAGUUGAUCUUUACGCCUUUGAAGAGUUUCAGCCGCAAGAUUCAACUUCAACUUCAACUUCAACUUUAUUUCGUAAGACUAUUGGUUACAAUAGACUGGCCCGCAAAAUAGCAAUUGCUAAUCUAGGCGGACCAGUUAAAAGAAAAUAAAUUGCAAGGAAAAGAAAGGAAAGGAAAAGGAAGGAAAACUACAAACAAAUACUUUAAUACAGAAAUCACUAAACUAUUAAUCGAACUUUUUCAACUAUUAAGGGCGUCUCAAUAUAGUCAUUUCUCUUUUUAAGAUAUCCGAAAACAAUCUGUGAAGUACUUUCCUAAAUUUCUUUUUAGGAAGAUCUCUAAUAUGACAAGGCAAGAUCUUCAGUGACAAACAUUCCUUCUGGCUUUAGAAUCCUCGCGGCCUUUAAUAUUGGAUCCUUUUGCUUCCAGCUUACCAGGCGACAAAUAACUGUGCGAGGACGCGUAGAUGAAGCGUUGUCGUCAGAGCGCCGAUUAACUUUACCAGUACGAUGAGCUCGCUCGAUUUCCACCUUGAAAGGAAGAUUGAGUUUGAAUUCUAGCGCCGCUUUAGCUUUACUUUCAGUGUCUUCCUAAGUUUCAUCGGGUUCCUCAGGGAUUUCAUCAAUUCUAAUGUUGUUGCGACGGCUCUGGUUCUCGAGAUAUUCCAUCUUGUCACAAUGGAAAUCUACCUGGGCUUAGACUUCUUUCAGCUCUUUUCCAAUCUUAGUCAUCUGCUUGGUUACUGGUUUUAGGUCUUCAUCGUCUUUCUGGGUGAACUGUAGGCUAGAUUUUAGCUCAGCCAGGUCUUUGCUUAUAUAUUGCGACCUUCUACUGCUUCCUACUUGUCUCCUCAGCCGAUUCAGGUUCAGUUUAAGAGGCAUGCGUCCGAUUCAACAGGACGAAGCCAAAAGCCAUAAUCGAACGCUAACUAGUAAACUUAACCUUUUUCCUGAACGCGUUUAAUUUCCAAAUUUUGCUGACUAGUUCUGUCCAGCCUUCAUUGUAAUUCUAUGUACUUUUUUUUAAAGAGCUUUCAAAUUUAGCGCUCGUGAGAGUAUGAAAAUUCCUGAUAUCUCUCGGCAUUCUGGGCAAUUGAUGUGAUUGAUGGUCAUUUCACUGGUCUCCAGUCACUUUGUGCCCAGAUCUUUUGUUUCCUGUUCAUAUUUCGUUGUUUUAACAUAACAUUUUAUUAACAAGCCGUUUAACUUCAUUACGGAUUUCUUUCAUUCUCCACAAGUAAAGAGCAGGGUUUAAUGACGAAGACAAAAACGCCAGUACAACUGACAUGUUGAAUACCAGUAAACUAGCGUCAUUGUAUUUGAAAACCAUCAUUUGGGUUAAUUUCUUACCAACUAGGUUUUCUUUUGGGUUUUCUGCUUUGCAAGAUCAUUGGUAGUUCUCGAUGUAUGAGACUAGUCUUCUAUUUUUGUUUGUCAGAUGUCAUUUAUUCUUACGUUUUGAAAUCGAUUGCCUUUGAGGCAAAAAAAUCAAUCAAGACAAAAUACUUUACGUGCAUGACACCUGUUCGUGUGUGUGGUUUGUUUUAGAAAUACUCAAUGCUCAAUGUACCUGAGAGUCUAUUAUUAAUCUAUUUUAAUUAAUGUUCUGAAUGUUCUAAACCAACAUAUAAUCCUUUAUCUGUACCCUCUGAUUACACUGAUUGCAACUAGUGCCAGUGAGGAAAUAAGCUGCGCCAAACUGAUAUAAACAUUUCACCCUGAUACAAUAGCUUUAUAUUGUUCGGUUAGUACUUUUAGAGUAUAAUGACUGAGCGAGUACUUGUUUGAGGGAAAAGUCCUUUCCGUAGCAGUUUUGGCAAGAAUCCCUUCAAUUUUCGUUUUGCCUACAUAACACUGCUUUGAUUAGUCGUGCCACUUCAUUUCGAAUGUCUUUCAUUCUCCAUAAAUAAAGAGCAGGAUUCAACGAGGACGACAUAAAUACCAGCAAAAAUGAGAAGUUUAAUAGUGGCAACGACUCUUUCUCAUAGUUUAGAACUGGGAUUAAUCCAAAACUAAUGGCUAUGGGCAAGUAGCAAAUAAGGAAUAUCGCUAGGAUGUAGAGAAUGGUGAAGACAGAUUUCUUGUACUUGGCCAUGUGCAUUGCUGGUUGAGCAGCAUUUUGGGACAAUUCGCUCAAGUGGAUUUGUUGCUGAUGUGCGCGAAUUAUUUGGAAAACUUUGAAGUAAGCAACUGGGGUUAUAACAAGGCAAAAUAUCAACGAUAUAGAACUUGCAACAUUCACUGCAAUGUUAAAUGGAUUAUUGAGUACACGGCACACUGCAAACGGAAUAGGUAAAAGUAAUAACACCGCAAUGGCGAUAUACGUACGACGCAUUGUGACUAGGGAUCGACGAGACAUGUGUAGCCAUCGCUCAAUUGACAUGACUGUUAUUAUUAACAUUGUGAGGGUACCAAAGUAGGAGCCAAUACCACUACCCAUCAUUCUUAAUGCUAAGUACGUUCGAGGUGAGGAACUCCGAUUGAACGUAUUGAAAUCUUUCCCCACUUUGCUAAAGGCAAUUACAUUUAUUACGUAAAGGGGCUGACUGAUAAGUCCUGUUCCAAAGUCAGUAAAAGCCAAUGCAGCCAGGAGAAUAUACGAGGGUGUUCUGAGAGACGAAUUCUUCAAAAUUGCCGUUAACACCAGAGCAUUUCCGAACACCGCAGCCGGCGACAAAACGACGUUGAUGAUUGAAAUGCAAAGCAAGAAUGGGCCAUAGUGUUCGGUCAUUGUAGCAAAGGUGCAGGAUACUCUGCUAUAUUCUUCCCACUAUGGUGUAACCAGUGAAUUCGCUCAAUGCCGUCAAACAACAAAUAAAUGUAAACUUUGAUUCUACUGAAGGGUUCAGAAGUUGUUCUCCAUCUUGCAUGUUCUCCUUCUUGCAUGAUGCUGGUGAUUCCGAAGUCAUUCAUAUUAUUGUAACCUUGUCUUCUUUCUGCAAACGUCUUUUUUUCGGUAAUUCCCUUCUUUUUAUCGACCAAUCAUUAGCUCCUUUGUUUGAUGUAAAUUCUGUUUCAAGCGAACAACUCCCAACUUAAGAGGUGCUAUCCAAUAUCUUCCAUCCUCAAUAUUAGAAACGUCAUUUUAAUUUAAACUUUUUUUGACUAUUCGCUUUUUUUUAGGAGUGCUUUUUUAUAUUUGUUUUUGUGUUUUUGUUUCGUACUAUGAUCAGGUCGGAACGUAUGCAGAUAGUAAUUAAUUUAAACAGAAGCGAACUGUCACUCGGGUCGACCUUUAAAAAACGAGAAUGAGUGACUUUAAAAAUUAAAACGUUCCGAGAUGUUAGUUAAGGUUGCUGUAAGGACCUUGUAAGUUAUUGUACGUGCUUUUAUUUUUUGCUUUAUCACCAGAGUGAAGUAUUAAGAAAUCUAAAGAAGAGUCUAGAUUGUUUUUGGAAAAAAAGCAUAGUUGAAGUUGUCCUCAGGCUGUGUUAUUUUUUUCUCCGUUGGUUCUUUCUAUAAGGAACAAGAAAAUGUGUUCUUUCAUGGCGCAGUUGCAUUUGAUCUCAGUGGUCAAGGAAACAAUGGGUGACGUGCAGAUGAUAAAUCUGUCGUUGAACAAACAGACCUGAACUUCUUUUGAUCUCUAUGUUCUCUUGUUGUCGGUGAUUUAUUGGUUUUCAUAAAACCUGGAAGUUUAAGUAUUUUAGGAAACAACAAGACUUAAUCAAAAAAAAAGGGGAGACAGUAGUUGUUUACAUUCAGUCUGCAGCACUAUUGUGUGAGGAAAAAGUCGUGGCUCAAAUUUUUCCAAUAACUUAAUUAACGGCUAGAAGCAAAAAUGAUAAAAAUUAGGUGCUCCAAUGAAGAUACUUACAGGCCGUGUCGAGGUGAGUUUUCGAUGUAGUUUCUCAGUGAAAGCGCCAUCGUCAAAAUUGGGGUGACGAUGAAAUAUUAAUGGACUUAAAUAAAUCUUUGUCAGAGAUGAAAAUUUAUUAAGUGACUUUGCUUUUUUGGAAAGUGCAUAUGCUCCAUACAAGAUUUCUGCAAAAUGUACUGUUUUAAUUUAAUAUUCGUUGGGUUUACAAGUAGUCGUACAACUUCAUUUCGGAUAUGUGCAUGUCAUUCUCCACAAAUAAAGACCAGGAUUAAGCGAGGAAGAAAUAAAUAACAAAAUUACUGAGGCAUUGUAUAAUGGCACCACUUCUUUUUUUAUAUAUGAGAACUGGUAUUAAAACCGAGGAAAAAAUGGCCAUGGGCGAGAAGGAAAUAACGAAUAUGGCAACAAUUGAUAGAGAAUGGUGAAGACAGAUUUUUUUCUGUACUUGAACAUGUGGAUUGCUUGUUGAGUAGCGUUUGGGUCCAAUUCGCUCGAGUGGAUUUGUUGCUGAUGUGCGCGAAUUAUUCGAAAAACUUUGAAGUAAGCCACUGAGGUUAUAACAAGGCAAAACAGCAAGUAGAAAGCACUUGUAACAUUCACUGCAAUGUUAAACGGAUAAAGUGCACGGCACACUGCUAGGGGAAUCGGUAGGGGUAAUAACACUCCAACAGCAAUGUAAGCUCGACGCACUGUAACCAGAGAUCGAUAAGACAUGUGUAAACCGUGAGGAUUACAAAAUAGUUACCAAGGCCAUCAACCACUUGUUUUAACAGCCUGACGGUAUUAAAGAAGCAGGUCGAUGAUAAUACAAGUUCCUUAUCGAGAUAUCCACAAAAUCAAGAAAAUAUUGGCAACGAAGAACUUAUGAAACAGAAAGGGAGGUGUGAAAAGUUACAGGCAGCAUUAUGCAACAAAGAUAAAGAAAUUAAUGCGCUGAAAAUGAAAAUUAUGUCUCUUGAGACCCGCGCAUCGUCCGCGGAACAGGAAAACGACUCCCUAAAAUUAGCAUUAAAGCUUAUUAUGCAGGAAAUGAACGUAGGAGAGCGUCAACAACAGAGGAAUCAGAGUUACGAGGUAACUGCCCCUCAAGGAAACUCAAAGAGUGAUAAUGCCCAGUCUAAUGAGAGCUCUAAUCCUGAAAACGAAUGGCAAACCGUUGACGCGAAAAAGAAAAAGAAAAAGAACAAAACACGGAGAAAGAAGAUCAGUGAAGCACAGUCCAACGCCCAUGAUGACACGGAAAAUUCCACGCCAGCAAACGAAAGUACUACCUUGUUGAUUGGAGACUCUAUGAUAAAGAAUAUCCAAGGUACACGUUUAGGAAAAGCCGUUGGUCAUCGGGUGGUGGUUAAAUCGUUCUCCGGUGCCACCACCAAAGCUAUGAAGGAUUACCUUAAACCUAAUUUGGAGCUUUCACCGGACCAAGUAAUUCUGCAUGUGGGCACUAAUGAUCUCAAAAGUAAAGAACCACAACAAGUUGCCGGCUCAGUGGUAGAUCUCGCCAGACAAAUUGAAAACUCAUCCGAUGCCACAGUAAUUAUAUCUGAGCUCGUGCAAAGAAGAGACGGAUUCAAUGAAGCCGUGAAAACAGUUAAUAAACAACUGAAGUUCUACUGCCGGCAGAAUGGAUGGAAAUUUAUCCAGCAUCAAAACAUCUCCGAAAAGGAACUUAACAAGGGCGGACUACAUCUUAAUUUUAAAGGUAAUCAACAGUUUUUUAAGAACUUUCAGAUGAGUUUAGGUUGAAAUGAUGCGCUAUCCACCGAUGCCGUGCCUAUUCAAUGUACAAAACGCAAUACUGAGGAAUCUCAUGAGCCUACCUCAGUGUUGCCAUCUCAACGAGGUUUUAAAUUAGCCUCUUUAAAUAUCAAUAAAUUAAUCACACACAUAGAUCAACUUAGAAUUCUUCUAUCGCAUAACGAAAUAGAUAUUUUAUCGAUUAAUGAAACUAAGCUCAAUGAAACUAUUAGCGACAAUGAGGUCAACAUCUCUGGCUACGAUAUAAUUCGACGUGAUAGAAUUACAAACGGUGGAGGAGGAGUGUGUUUCUAUGUGAAAAGUUCAAUAAAUUUUACCAUACGAAAUGAUUUAAACAUGGACACUCUUGAAAAUCUAUGUCUGGAAAUUCAAAACCUAGAUCUAAACCGUUUGUUGUUGCCACGUGGUAUAGACCACCUGAUUCUCCUAUUGGUAUUUUUUUUCACCUUUCGAAACUUUAAUUGGGAAACUCGAUUCCGAAAAUAUUGAAUAUUUUCUAAUGGGAGACCUUAACUGCGACAUGAUUGCUACUCGAUAUGACAAUAAUACAUGCAAAUUAAUGAAUAUCACUGAUAUUUAUGGUCUACAGCAACUUAUCACUGAACCAACCAGAAUAACUCCGACUUCUGCAACUUUGAUUGAUGUAAUCUAUACUAAUUGUCCAGAUAAAGUUGUGUGUUCGGGGUUCGUCAUAUCAGUAUUAGCGAUCAUAGCAUAGUUUUUGCCUAUCGAAAAUUAUCCGUGAAUGGAAUGUCUGGUGGGCACAAUGCUAUAACCUACAGAAACUUUCGAAAAUUUAAUCGAAUAAAUUUUCGGAAUGAUAUUGCAUCUCAUUGUUGGGAUCACAUAGACAAUUCAACUGAUCCCAAUCAAAUGUGGCUACAAUGGAAAUGCUCGUUUCUAUCUAUUGUUAACAAGCAUGCUCCCUUGAGGACAAUGCGUGUUCGCACGCGUAGUUCCCCAUGGAUUACAUCUGAGCUUAAGAAACGAAUGCAUGAUCGGGAUAUUCUAAAGAUUAAAGCAAGUAAAUCGAAUGAUUCAAAUGACUGGUCACUUUUUAAAAAACAACGCAAUAAAGUAAAUAGCGAAAUCAGAUUAGCCAAGCAAGCCUAUUAUCAAAAUAGUUUUAACAAGCAUACGGGCGAUUCUAAAAAGACCUGGCAGACUAUCAAUGAACUUACUUCGCGAAAAUCUGGGAAAAAAAUCGGUGACAUCUCUGAAAGUAAAUGGAGUAUCAAUAACAAAUCCAACUGUGCUGUCGAACCAAUUUAAUAAUCACUUUGCUACUAUCGGUCCAGAACUUGCUAGCAAUAUUGAUUCCUCAAAUAGUGAUGGUUAUCAAAAGUACCUCACUGGCACAGAUAAACGGUUUCAGCUCCAUCCGACCAGUACAAAUAAAGUUCUCUCACUUUUGAAUCGUCUAAACAAGUCAAAGGCAGCUGGCCUUGACAAGAUAUCUGCUAGGCUCAUUCGGGAAUGUGCAGAUCUCAUUUGCAUUCCUAUCCGUGAUAUUUUUAACCAGUCAAUAAGUCAAGGCAUAUUUCCGGAUGACUGGAAAUGCGCAAAGGUCACCCCACUUUUUAAACAAGGCGAUCGGGACGACUUAAACAAUUAUCGUCCAAUUUCGGUGAUCUCAGUUAUGGCCAAGGUCUUUGAAAGAAUCGUCUAUGAUCAAUUAUAUGCCUACCUAGAAGAGCACAAUAUAAUCUGUAAAUAUCAAUCAGGCUUUCGCGCUAUUCACUCAACUGUUACGGCUCUCCUUGAGGCCACGGACACUUGGCGUACAAUAUUGACCGCGGUAAAAUCAACGCCGUUGUUUUCUUAGAUCUCAAAAAAGGCCUUCGACACAGUUGACCAUGAGAUCCUUUUAUCAAAAUUAAGCAAUUACGGCAUAUAUGGUAACGCGCACCAAUGGUUUAAGUCGUAUUUAGAGAAUCGUACUCAAAUGUGCUCCAUCAACGGAUCGCUCUCUCAAAGCUGUUUAAUAAGUUGUGGUGUACCCCAGGGGACGAUUUUAGGUCCAUUAUUAUUUCUGUUAUACAUCAACGAUCUUCCAAACUGUCUUUCAAACUGUGAGCCGAGGAUGUACGCUGAUGACACCCACCUUACGUACGCAGGUGAUAAUGCAGACAAUAUUCAGUUGCAUCUAAAUCAAGAUUUAGAAAAUGUUCACAAUUGGCUGAGAGCAAACAAACUUACUCUAAAUAUGACUAAAACCGAAUUUAUGCUUAUCGGAUCUAGGCAGAGGCUAAGUACUCUCACAGAGUCCCCGACAUUUGCAAUUAAUGAUUUUGAAGUUAGCCAGGUCACUACUGCAAAAUCACUUGGAGUGACCAUCGAUGACAGACUUGAUUGGAGUGGCCAUAUCGAGAAAGUAACAAAGAAAGUCGCUUCUGGUAUUGGGGCCAUAAAACGAAUAAGGCACCUUGUCCCUCAGGCGACCUUACAACUAAUAUAUCAAGCUUUAAUACAGCCACACUUUGAUUAUUGCAACAUUGUUUGGGGAAACUGUGGGAUAACCUUACGGAAUAAGGUUCAAAAGCUACAAAACAGAGCAGCCCGUGUUUUGACCUACUCAAGCUAUGACGUAGAUGCUGGUCACCUUUUCAAACUUCUAGGGUGGAAAAACCUAGCUUGCCAGCAACAAUUUCAAAGAGCUACGAUGGUUUACAGGUCUCUGCACGGGUUGGCUCCAAACUAUCUUAGUUCUAAAUUUGAAAGGCGAGAAGUCGCAUAUAACCUAAGGGACUCUGAAAAUAAACUCAAUAUUCCAUUACCGCGCACAAACUAUUACAAAAACAGCUUCAGCUAUAGUGGCGCCAUUCUCUGGAACAGUCUUCCUUGUAACUUAAGGGAAGCAGAGUCCCUUGGGCAAUUUAAACGAUUACUCAAAGAACUGUAAGGCACGGCAUUCGUGGAAAGCAGCUUUUUUAUUUAAAUAUUUUUAUUAUAUUAGUAUUAGGCAUUUUUAAAGCUGACGAAUUUUGUACCGUGAAUAAAUAAAGAUUAUCUUAAUAUUGAAUACAUUCGAGGCCAGGUCGUUAUCUCGAUCAAUUUAAAAUCAUCUUCCUCAAUGCGGAAGUUAAGUACAACGUAAAAGGGCUGAGUUAUAAUCCCAGUUUCAGUCAGUAAAAGCCAUUGUAGCCAAGAGUAUGUUAGUGGGUGUUCUGAGAGAUGGAUUCCUCAAAAUUGCCGUCAAAACAAGCGCAUUUCCGACCACUGCAACUGGGGUUAAGAAGGCAGCAAUGAUUGAAGUACAAAUUAAAAAUGUGUCAUACUUUUCUGUAAUUUCAGCAGCGGUGUAGGACAUUAUGUUAUCUUCUUUCGCACUUCGGUUAUUUAAGUUUCCGCUGAGUUCGCUUUAACAAAAAAAGAGAAAUUUUCUCAUCAAAGAUUCGAAUUCAUGCUUAUUUGUGCAAAAGGUCACCAUGAUGUUGAAUAUGAUAGCGAAGAUACUAAAUGUUACGUUGUGCUGUUUUCUACGUCGUCUGUUCUCUCUCCUUUUUUCUGUUCAUUUUUUAACUAACUGACUUCAUACUGACACCUUGUUUUGAUACAAAUUCUGUUUAGUUUAAAGCAAACACUGCGACGCCUUAGCAAAAACGAUCAAUAGUUUCCCAUGAUAUAUUUGAGUUCUAUUCAGACCGGCUUUCGAUCAAUUUCCCCGUCGGCACGCCUGCUGUCGUGGGAGUGCUUUCUUCUUCGCAGUAUUUGCGAGGCUUAGCCGCCGGUGAUUUUAGAUCGGUAGAUCCUUGUCUAGACACGUUUUGAAAAAAAUAUAACGCGUUGGGACAAUUGUACCAGGUGCAAAGUUUGACCAAUAAUAUUAUAAGGCAGUUUUGGUAUGAGUUCAAAAGAUGAAACUCUCGCUUUUUUCGUCCUUCUACACCUCUCUCUUGAAACCUGCAAAGCUAAAGAAAAGUCUUUCCCACUACCUUCUUCCACCACCGAUCGCGACCCACAGGUUCUCGACGUUAACAAUCAAUUUUGAACAACGGUUUCAGUUUUCAUUUAGUGGGUGCGUCUUCUGCGGUCAAUUUUGCAAAUCUGAAUCAUUUGUAAUCUAUAUUGAAAUGUCUCUUUCCCUCUAGUUUUCCGUUUAUUUUAGUUUACCAGAGCUCGCGUCGGGGGUCGCCUAUUCGGUGUGUAACGUGCCUCGUCACAAAUUUCGUAUUGGCAUUCACCGCCACUACUGGAGAAGCGAUUUUUCUCGGCAUUAUAAGUAGCCUACAUUAUUGCCUCAUCUAAAUAAUAAGAGAAAAGAUAGCGUUGGGUGUGUAAUUAAAAACUUCUUGGUAGGUUUUUGACAUUCAAUUAUACGUACCAAUGGGUAAUUACUGAAUAAGGCUGAGCAUGAUAUGCAGAUUUAUGUAGAUCGAGGAACUUAGCUUUGUAAAACUCUCCAACUGAGUGAGCUUAUUUUUCUGUUUCACUUAAUUUGAUGGCAGUUCUCACUGUUUGAAUUCACAUGACACAGGCUCCCUUACUGUACAUGAAUGUGAAAUUCUGUUUGUCACUUUGCUUGUGUAUUGCGACCUUCUACUGUUCCUACUAGUGUCCUCAGCCGAUUAAGGUUCAGUUUAAGAGGCUGGGUCAUGCGUCCGAUUCAACAGGACGAAUCCAAAAGCCAUACUGGAACGGUAACUAGUAAACUUAACCUUUUUCCUGAAGACGUUAAAUUUCCAAAUAUUGCUGACUUAAGUUCUGUCAACUUUAGCGCGCGUGAGAGCCGGAAAAUUGCCUGAUGUGUCGCGGCAUUCUGAGCGAUGUGUUGAUGUGGUUGAUCGAUGGUCAUUUCACUGGCACUUUGUGCCUGGAUCUUUUGUUUCCUGUUUAUAUUUCCUUGUUUUAACAUAAUAUUUUAUUAACAAGCCGUUUAACUUCAUCACGGAUUUCUUUCAUUCUCCACAAGUAAAGAGCAGGGUUUAAUGAAGAAGACAAAAAUGCCAGUACAGCUGACAUGUUGAAUACCAGUAAACUAACGUAAUUGUAUUUGAAAACCAUCAUUAGCCCCAUGGAAAUGGUGACAGAAAAGUAACCAGUAUAGAAAAUAGCAAGAAUAUAGAGUAUAGUUUUUACAGAUUUCUUGUACUUGGCAAUGUUAAUUAUUUGUUGAGCAGCUCCUCGAGAUAUUUCGCUGGCGUGAAUUUGUUGCUGAUGUUCGCGAAUUAUUCGAAAAACUUUGAAGUAAGCAACUGAGGUUACAGUCAGGCAAAAGAGCAAUGAUAACAUAGUUGUAAUGGUUACUGCAAUGAUAUACUGGUAUCGUACCUGAUAAACCACUAGUGGAAUAGGUGUGGGUAGCAACACUAUAAUUGCCCUGCAGACACGACGCAUUGUAACUAAAGACCGACGAGACAUGUGCAGCCAUCGUUCAAUGGACAUGACUGUUAUUGUCAGAAUACUUAGUAAGAAAAAGUAGGCACAUAAGCCAUCACCAAUUAUUUUCAAAACUAAAUACUCCGUGGGCCAAGUGCUCUUAUCCAAGGGGACAACGUUGAACACCAUCCCCAUAUGUACAUUUAUAACAUAAAAAGGCUGACUGAUAAGUCCCGUUCCAAAGUCAGUGAAAGCCAAUCCCGCCAGGAGAAUGUUAGAUGGUGUUUUGAGAGAAGGUUUUCUCAAGAUUGCAGUCAAAACCAAGGCAUUUCCCACCACUGCAAUCGGCGAAAAAAGGCCAACGACAGCAGAAGUGCACAUUAAAAAUGCAUUAACCGCGGUAGCCAUUCUCUGGCGUCUUGUAAAUUUUCCUCUUAUAACUGUUCAAAAAAUCCUUAAAAGUUGGUCAAUGAAAUUUACGAGAAGUCGCUACAUCUAAGGCAAAGGUUUUGUAUGGUGCUCAGUGAACUUACUGAUCAGUUUAUGUCGCUGUACAUUUUUUGCAGUUGCCUUCGUGAUGAAAUGUGGAUGUAAAAAUGACAUCGUAUUGACGUGAACUGAAAGCUGUUAUAAGAUUGACGAGCUUUCUCCCGCGGUGAUCAUGACUGAUGCAAUGUUGUGUUAAACAAAUAAAUGUUCUCUCUACAAAUAUAUUCCAUAAUCAACUUCCAUUUCAUUUAAAUUGCUCCCUUUUUUUACGUUGAAUUUUGUAUGUUCUGUGUCACGGCUCAGUUUCUUGACGUUGCUUCCAUUCGGUUUUAAGUGGAUUAAUUUCAGUUCAGGGCGUUUAUGGCUUGCGCAUCCAAGGUUUUUUUAAUUAUUCUUAUUUUCCAUGGUUUCUGAUCGUUAUCACUAUUAUUAACAGUAAACAGCAAAAUUUUUUUCAUUAAGUGAGUUUAAUUAAGACUUAUUGACAAAAAACUCAAAAAGUAAUGAAUAGGAGCCACCUGGUCUAAACAAAACGAAAUUUAAGAGUGACUGACCUAGAUCAGAUAGUAUAUUCUGAUAAAAAUAGCGGGCAAAAAUGAUUAAAACCCACUUAUUAAAUGUUUGUUGGUAAGGUUUAUUAAUAGGCGCUUGGCUGUCUGCACUUUAGUUCAACAGUGUGCGUUUAUUGACAGACAGCAUAAAAAGUACGAAACAAGAAAAUAAACUGUUUUUCGCUGUAAGACUGUAAAAACACGCAAAGUGAGGAUAAACAUAACAAACCACUGUGAUCAUAAAAUGCAGGCCCCUUAGAUCAACUCUGUUAUUGUUUCCUAUCCUUCUAUGAAUCAAGAUUCGAUUCAUGUUGAAAAAGGCCGCCUUGAAUAUGACAAACUGGAUGAUACGUAUUCUUACAAUACUCGCCGGAGAUUACUUCCCUCCAAUUAGCGGAAUGUUAUAGUUUAUGCUAACUACCUUUUGACAAACCAGUCGGCUGCUGCUGUUUCCCAUCCUCAAAAACCCUCUAACUGCUUCCCUAUUAAUUAUUAACGACGUUUUUAUCCGUAAGUUAAAUUGCUUUCUCCUUGUGACCGUGUUUGUUCUGAAUGCCCCCAAAACUUUUGACCUCGGCUGAAACUAGCUAUUCUGUCAUAUAUUGUUCAUAUAUUUUUUGGUGAGGUUGACUUUUAUGUACACGUAUACUAAUUAUAUACAGUACCGCUAACACUUUUUAUCACAUCAUUUAAAGUUUUAAUCUAAUUUCUUACCAACUAGCUUUUCUUUUGGGUUUUAUGCUUUGCAAGAUCAUUCAUAGUUCUCGAUGUUUGAGACUAGUCUUCUGUUAUUGUUUGUCAGAUGUAAUUUAUUCAUACGUUUUGGAAUCGAUUGCCUUUGAGGCAAAAAAUUAAUCAAGAUAAAAUACUUUACGUGCAUGACACCUGUUCGUGUUUGUGGUUUGUUUUAGAAAUACUGAUCACGAUCAAUGUUCGUAUUGUUUUCAUCCAUCAUAUUCAUCGAAUCUAGAUCUACUCGUUCCUUCAUUUCACUUUGUACUAUCUUUUGAAACUGUUGCUAGGAAAGAGUCGUGAUCCCGUAGUUGUGUUUCGCAAAAUUUAACCAACGUUAGGAUUCGAAAGGCAAAUUAUGUUUCGGUGUUUUGUUAUUCUGUUGAAACUUUAAGUCUCUUUCAGUGUUAACGGAUAUUCAUAAAUCAUUAAAUCUUAAGGUGGUGCAAUAACAGAGGAUGUUGAUAUGGACCUGUAUGCCUUCCCAUCAUUCCAUGUGAGAGAGCCCCACAAGUCUUCAGUGCCCGCAGUUGCUUUUACCUUGAGCUUGCAUAAUAAAGUGGAUAAACCUCUGGAUGUGUCUUUUAUGUUUAAUUUACCCCUUGGACAACAGGAGGAUACCAUUAGAGUUGGAGACAACUUUGGUGAAGUUGUGUUUACUAGGUGAGUGGAAACGAAAGAAAUUCCGCCUUUUGUAAAGGCAGAUUGGGGUAUUUGAAACUAUUUGUAUUGUCUUCCUAGAUGACAGGGGCGUUUAGAAUGACGAAUUGUAUGAAGCCAAGUAAACCGUGAGCAAAACAAGGCUGAUAUUAAUUAAUAGACCGUUACUGAGGCAGAACUAUUGUCUCUUUGUUUAUUUUUGUUUUGCUUACAUGAGUUGUGUAUGUUUUUGCUAUUGUUAUCGUGCUUUUUUGUUGGAAAGGAGAAAGAUUUGGAUUGUGACAGAAAAUGCAAUCGCAGCGAGCCAGAAACAACUUUUGAGUAUUGAGAAUCUUGUCCUUUUUCUUAAGUCGAAAACUCAAAUCAAUGUUCUUUGAAUUUUAGACUAUGGCAAUAAAACUGAGAUGGAACUUCGUUUGCACUUCUUAUUUCAGAUUGAUAAAGCCCUCAGACUGUGCGCAUGCGUGCUCAAAGAUGCCCAAAUGCAUGUCAUGGACGACCAAUGGGCCUAACUCUUGUCUUUUGAAGGAUAAAAUGCCGCUCCAUGCCUGGGCCACUGGGAUUGUCUCCGGUCUCAAGGGAAAGUGGACAGUCGAAAAGUCCAUGUUAACCUGCCACAGACCUGGAUUUUUUCCUCAGAGUGGCAGUACAACUUUGUACUCGGUGGAUGAUGAAGAUAUUAUUGGCUCGUUUGCUGUCGCGGACGAUUUUGCUGAUAUCUGGAAGAACUUUUCCGAGACUGGCAAGUAUUACGUUUAAAGCGUAGGUGGUGAUUUUAAUAUUAUAGUUAUUAAGAAUAGACAAUUAAAAUUACAAUUAAUUAAAACUUAUAUGGCGCAACUGUACAUGGCAUAUGAUCAAGUGCGCUUUACAAUAAGUUAAGAAGACUAAAAAUGAACAAAAUUUACAAUCAGGUAAAUAGAUUCGUAAUAAAAAUUUAUAAGCAGGUAAAAGGUUAAAAGGUUAAAAAAUGCAAUAAAAUAAUAAUAACACAUAAAUAAUAAAAUAAACGAAAUAAAGACUCUACUACAAAUUAAAAGUUUGUUGAAAAAGAUAUGUUUUAACAUGGCAUUUAAAAUUUGACAGAGUUGAUUGACACUCAAGUUUUGCUCCUUUUCUUUCGGUUCUUCUUCUCCUCCUCUCCUCGUCCUACACUUCGUCAUCAUCAUCGUCAUGAUCAUCAUCAUUAUAUAUCAAGUUAAGGUAACAGUAGGCAUAUUUUAAUUUAAUGCUGUACUUUUUCUGUGUUUUUGGUUUAAGCCUUUUCCCUUUUUUUGUAGGUGAAAUUGGUGUUUCCAAAUGGCUCAAUAAAACAGGUAUAUAUGGUGCGGCAUCUGCAAAAACAGUUCUGCAACCAGGCGAGAAAAAGUCUCUUACGAUUAUUCUUUCGUGGUACUAUCCACACCGAGACUUAUCAAAAGUUCACGUUGGGAAUCUUUACUCACUGCUAUUUAAAUCCAGUCAGGAUGUCGCAAAACACAUGUACCAAGAUAUGCUCCAAUCAGUGAUAGAUAUCCAAUCAUGGCACAAGCCAAUCUUUGGAACAAAGCCCGCUAAAAAGAAACCAAUCAACAAGAUGGUAAAAGAUAUCCCAGGGACAUCGGAAAACAGCGUACACGAGCUACCGGAUUGGCUGAAGGAUAUGCUUGUUAAUAGCUUGAGUUUCUGGAGAUCUGGUUUCUGGACUGAGGAUGGAAGAUGGCGGCAGUGGGAAGCAUUUGACUGUAAUGAUAUUGACACCAUUCAGAAUGACAUGCAGCGGAUUAUUCCAUAUACGCUGUUUUUCCCAGGUAUGUAAAAAGAGGCUUUGCAAACCAUUAUACACACUGAAAUACCAAAUCCACUAAAACUGUGCUGAACUUUUAGGGCAUUUCUGAAAAAGUUUUCUAAAGAGCCCUUUACUAUUUUAGAACUUUGUUUUGUUUCUUUUUAAAAAAUAUGUGGAAUGAACAGUUUCAGGUUAAUCUUGAUUAGUUACUAGUAACAAACAAAUUUUGCCCCUCUGACUGUACUUAAAAAUUUACUCUCUUUGAUUGUUAGUGUAUUUAUCACGAAAGUACUAAUUGAGGACACUAUUUUUUCUUCUCCUACUGGAGACGGGACAGUCAUUUUACGUAGUCAUCCGAGGCACUCGAAGGUCUAGCCGCUUGCAAGGCAAAGGAAAUACCUUUAUUUUUCAGUUUAUUGUAAGUCAUUUUAUCCUGAGUAUUAGUCUGGCCCCAGGAAUCAAACUCCCGACCUCCCGCUCUACAGUCAAGCGCUUUACCGACUGAGCUAAUCCUUCCGCGGUUUUCGAAUGUCUUAAUGAUUUCCCUAUUUUGGGGGUGGAGAUUUUAAAAUUUAUGCUGCUAUUUCGAUGUAAAGAUUAAAAUUAAUGCUCCCGCUGCUACGACUUUUUCGCUCUCUUUACCAGAUCUGGUGAAAGAUCUGUUGCUGUCCUGGGCUGAUAAUCAAUAUUCUAGUGGUAUGCUACAAGAAGCGCUGACGUCUGGCUGUCUCGGACCAACAGGAAAGCUGGGUAACUUCUUAGUUUUUUUUUUUUUCAUAAAUUAUGUUAUUUUGUAAAAAAGUAGUGUAGAUGGGUAGCUGUAAUUCUUUCUCAUGCAUUGUGGUUUUUACUUUUAAGUAAUCAAUUAACGUUUCUGUCCAAUCACUUUGCCCCCCAUUUUGUUGUUCAGUUAUCUUUGAUUUUACGACCAAGAUGGAACGUAGCCUGCUGGGAGCAGACGCUUUUUUCGGCUCUUGUUUCACGCAGCUAUUUUCUCGGCGGGUGAAACAAGAGCCGAAAAGAGUGAAAGCAGCCCAGAUGGAACGUUUUGGACUGUUGAUUUUUUAGCCCGCGAGCAAGCUCUCCGGGGCGCUCUGGCGGCGGGACGGGAAAAGGAAGGUAGAGUUCGCAACUACGUCUCUGGAAUUUGAAUUCCGCCCUCAAUUUCCCUGUUGCUCCUCGUCGACUGAGCUGUCAGAUUUCCGCCAAUCAGCGCGAAGCGGAAACGGGUGCGAAUGUAAACAAACAUUGAAAAACACGUGAAACACGCACCACGGGUAAUGACGUCAUUUUUAAUGUCAUCUCCGCCAAUCAGCAUUUCGAAUCGACUUUUUCGAUGCAGAUAUUCAAAUUCCAGAGAUGUAGUUGCAAGCUCUCCUUCCUUUUCCAGCCCCGCCGCCAGAGUGUCCCGCAGAGCUUGCGCGCAGAUAUUGAUUUUUGUGAAGAGAAUAAAAUUUGUUUGUUGCGGCUGUAAUCAAGUUGUUAACGAGGGAGGUCGUAAAAAUAAGGUUUCUGAUGAGAAAUAGCCUAUAAAUUUUUUUACGUUUUGGCUGAAGGAAUGUGGUCAUGUUAACGGGUUUGUGGUCUGUCGGGGCUUUUUACAUUCUCUGGUGUUUUUGCUUGACAGCAACGAUUCUACUUUGUUUUAUUUUUCCUUUUUCGGUAGAUUAUGCGGGCGGUCGGGUGAUGGCAGACACUACAUCCAUGUUUGUGGUAGGACUUUAUCACUAUUAUAAGUGGACUGGUGACCAGGAUACAAUCAAUCGACUCUGGCCGGCUGCAAAACGAGCGAUGGCCUGGGUUAUGGUGGAUUCUACUAAAGGUUUAUUUUGCUUUACAUUUCGUUCUAACGUAUUUUAUUUCUGUUUUGGUCUUGUAUUGUAUUCGUAAGCUCGUUGUAUUGAGCCAAAGCUGCAUGAUUAUAAUCCGAAAAAGCAAAGUGCUAUUAGGGUAGUAAUCAUAGAUAGGAAUUUGAUCAUGGGCUCGUCUGACUGCAUGUGCCAUGCACCGAGGUACCGUAAAAUUUGGAAGUUCAGGCCUUUUUCCCAAGAUUAAGCCUCCCCAUAGGCAAAAUCUGAUCCUCUGAGAGCAGCUUACUCCAUAUUUUGACUAAACCUUUGGACUUAACAAAUCAAUGUUGGGAGGAACAAAAUUACCUCUCGAAAGUGAAUUUGUUAUCCGUACCAAAUUUUUCUUAUUUCCUAGCCCCUGAAAUGGGCGUGCGAGCCAAAUUACCGUGAUCUCAGUUUUGCGUCUUAUCCCAGAAAAAGGCCUUUUGUUUCCUCUGGGUAACCGACUACAAUGAUACAAUGUGUUGCACAACAUCUACAAAUAGCCAACAAGUCCAUAAAUGGUAAUAUCAAUACAAGCGAAUUUUUUUUCUCGGAAUGGCACCUGUUAUGACCGUCGUGAAAUGUUUAACUCGAAUGCUACACGAUGUACAUACAAUUGCGAGGGUUUUUCACUGUUAUCUUACCGUACUGUUACAAAUAUAGGCACUGAUCUCCCCUUCAGAAAAGUCAGUACUUAUGAUAUAGUUGCACUGGACAAGUAUGAUCACGAUGUCUACAACACCUUUGUGUACCUUCUGUCUCUCCGUGUCGCAGAGGAACUGGGCGACAUAAUGAACGAUACGCAUUUCGUGACGGACGUUCGGCAGUCCUUCAGUCAUGCGCAAAAACGGGUGGAUCUAGAACUUUGGGACAACAAUAAACAGUUUUACCGCGCUUGGUGGGAUAUGGAAUACGGUUCACCUGAAUGGAUAAUGUCCGAUUCAUUAUAUGGUCAGGUCUGGGCUUAUAGCCUCGGUCUGGGUGAUUUGGUGCCGCGUAAUAAAUUGAAGUCGCAUUUGCUGAGCGAGAUCGAACGAAAUGAUUCUCCCUUUGGGCUAAAAGUACUAAACACAGGAGAGGCUGAGAUGACUCUGGAGGAUACGUCAAUCAUCCUAAGCAAGCACAUCCCUGGAUGUAAAUCGCUUGAGAAUAUAACGAAGCAUAACUCUAUUUGGAUGGGAGCGGAUGCUGAUUGGACGUCGCUUAUGCUCAAUUUAGGUAAGUAUCGCUAGAAAAUAAUUGAAUUCCAGUGCAAUUAUAAAAGAUGUAACUUUCCACCCUUAACUGAUCGUGAACAAAUUAGCGGUAACUGGCAUUUUUCUAACCGUGCGAAGUCAUCUACACGUAUGUAUAAAGAAGGUGAUCCUCGAUGGAGCAACCGCACCCCGUAUUUUUCACCUGACCAAUAUGUCUCUACGUAGUCAUUUAUUGUGUUAGUGUACAAUUUCGCAAAUUUGUUAAUACUUUAUGAUUGUUAAUGAUGGACCCAGCUGUCGGUUAAUCAGAGUUAGGACUAACGAACGCCUCAGAACGCCUCAAAGACAGUAAAGCGAUAAUAUUGACGCAAAUAAUUGCAGUUUUCCUUUUGAAAUCGUCUAAACAUUGCUACCCUCGCGGCAAAGGUGAUUUCUAACUUCAAAGAUAUCCCCAAACAAGAUAGAUCUCAAUAUAUAAGAAUAGACCUAUUUCGUUGUAUGUUUUGUUAUCCCAAUGUGAUCAUGUGAUAAUACUUUGUGAACUAUUUCAGUCUUCAAAAUUUUGUCUUUCGCGUGCAUAUGUACGAAUAAUUUAUGACGAAAAAGGCCAAAUUCCCCGAGACUUCCAUUGGAAAAACAAAAUAUACAAGCUUAAGAGGUCCAAUAAUGUGAAGGUCUUCUUACUCCUAUUCAUUUCAUCAUACAGAGGCAGACCCUAUAUUAGCUCUAAACCGAGCCAGGAAAUCACUCGACCACUGGAGAUCCACGUUGAACGACCAAUGGAACAUACAUGGUCUUGUUGCCUCUAACGGUUAUGGUCUAGACGGACUACCGUGGGCCACGUCACACUAUUCAUUUCACCUUGUACUCUGGCAUAUCCCGCUCGCGUUGUCAGGGCAACGGUACUUUGCCCAUAAUGCGUCACUGACUUUCUGGCCCAAGUAUCCAAUUCCGUUCAAUUUGCCAUUCUUUACACCAAAAGCUAUGGGGACAAUUCAAGGAGCUUACAUUAAGGGACGUGAUAGGGAAGAAGAUGUCGAAGAAGAAGAAGAAGAAAUGUUUACGUUCGUUGUUGACACUGGUGAGGAUUUUUUGUCUUGAUGUUGUUUCGUUUUUUGGGGUAUUCAGAUUUGGGGGAAAAAGAAAACUGUUCAUACUCUCUUAAAACUUUACUUUGUUUAGUUAGAUACAGUUCAUAAAUGAGCUACUUUUUCUUUUUUUUUUUUUUUGUUUCGCUAAGAGUAAAUUUAACAUUAUUUUGAGAAAAUUAUAAUACUUCGGAUUAAAUUAUAACAAUUUUAUAUUUCUUUGUCCCUAUUCUUUACUCAAAAACACUUCUCCAUGUUAAAACUUUGUACAUGUAAAAAUUGAUUUAUGAUUUGCGCAUUAGAUCAUAUAUUAGAAUGCUAUUUUGCGCCUAAUGAAUAAUAAAAUGUUAUUAUUAUUAUUAUUAUUAUUAUUAUUAUUAUUAUUAUUAUUAUUAUUAUUAUUAUUAUUAUUAUUAUUAUUAUUAUUAUUAUUAUUAUGAAAUAAAACCGGGUUGUGGUGCCAAGUUGACUACAUACGAUCACGUAUGUGACGUUUCAAAGGUGCCUUGUUAUCGGUUGCUUAUGACAGACAAAAUAAAAUUAUUGAGCGCAUGAUGACUUCAUGCCUGACUAUGAAGACACCAUUUGCACGUUGUUAGUCAGUGUGUUAGUUUGAAUUAUUAUAUAAGCUGUAUUUUGAGAUAUUGCUAUUCUAAACUAACCCUUAAGCGGUUUUGAGGUUAUGAGUUGCCUGAUCAUAAUGUUCCCCAGUUCCCAUAAUGAUUAUAAACGUCCGUCCUAAAUUGGAUAAAAUCUAAAUUAUAUCACGCACAAAUGUAUUAAUUUUAUUUGCUCAUUGUAAAUACUAAUUGUACUGAAUGCACUUUAUUUCCAAGGUGAGCUAAGUCUUAAGACACUAGCUAUUCUAGGAAGCAAGUACGGAAAAGGGGAGAUUACACUCAAGAAAGGAGAGUCGGUAACCUGGUCUCGCCCAAAACAAGACGUGGAAAAUAUUCUGCAACAGCUAUAAAAACAGACUUAUCAUUCGAUACUUUGGCAGCAGAUGCCUCCAGGAUGGUUUACAGUUGAACGGCCUAGCGUGUACAGGACCAAAGAAGUAGCCUGCAUGACAGGCGUUUCGCCUCCAUGCACGCUACCAAAGAUUUUUUUACUAGCUGAAUUUCAUGAAAUGCUAGCCCAGGCUGAAAUCUUAAGACUUCUACUGUUUCCAACUUUUACAGAUAGUAACCUUAACCAGAGGUGCUUAGUGAGACUGAAACAACGGAAAUUACGUUCAGGGUCCGAAAGAUAUUUAUUUCUUAUUAGCAUUGGGUUUGGUUUCAGAAAGGGAAAUUAUAAAGUGUUUGUAUUUUUUUUAAUUUCCAUAUCACGAAGCAUGGGAGGAAAGUUUUAAAAAAAUGAUUUGAGCGAUAGUUUUCCUGUUUUACUCAAUUUGG